AUGCAGAAAAGCAGCGGUGUCGGCGACUCGUCAUCGGGCUCGUCAACUCCAACAGAGCCGUCGCAAUGGCAUGAAAUCUCCAAGGAAGAAGGUCCAGAGCCCGAGGUGCUCACAAAGCACGAUGGAAAAGAAGAUGUCAAUAUCGAAAGAGUAGACACAGUAUCAACGCGAACCGGCGUCUUCUCAAAACUCAACUCAUUGUCGAGACGCAAAACGAAGCAGGAAGAAGAUGCUCCACCUGCACCCAUUCCCGUCACAGACCUCGAAAAGGGCAUCGUCGGCUGGGAAAGCCAGCAAGACCCCGAUAUGCCUCUCAACUUCUCCCAGAGCCGCAAGUGGCUCAUCACUCUUCUUAUGUCGGCCAUCACCUUCAUGACGCCGUUCGCUUCGUCGAUUCUGGCACCCUCGCUGGCGGCCUUGGAGAAAGACUUCGGCGUGUAUGACAUUACCCUAGGAGCGAUGCCCGUCAGCAUCUUCCUGCUAGGGUACGCGGUUGGCCCCCUGUUUCUAUCGCCACUUUCCGAGAUAUAUGGUCGAAAUGUGAUUCUCAUAUCGGCCAACGUUUGGUUCUGUCUCUGGCUUGUCGGUUGUGCGCUCGCUCCUUCACUCAACACUCUGAUCUUCUUCCGCUUCAUGACCGGUGUUGGAGGCUCUGGGUGCCUAACGAUCUGCGGAGGUAUAAUUGCCGACAUAUUCCCCAUCACCGAGCGUGGAAAGGCCAUGACAAUCUGGAUGCUGGGCCCCAUCGUCGGUCCGACCGUUGCCCCUGUCAUCGGAGGCUUUGUGACAGAGACAAUCGGCUGGCGAUGGGUCAACUGGCUGACCUGCAUCCCAGCUGCUGUUGUCGUGGUGGCCAUGAUGUGUCUCAACCGCGAGACAAACCAUCGCGUCCUGAUUGCCUGGAAGACAGAGAAGCUGCGAAAGGAACUCGGCAUGCCCGAGCUUAGAAGCUGCUACGUUGAUCCAGAUGCUCCCGUCUUGAGCAAGAGACAGGUUCUGCUGCAGGGGCUGGUCCGGCCGAUGAAGAUGCUGCUGCGGUCACCAAACAUCUUUGGACUGUCGUUAUACAUUGCCUUUGUGUACGGGUGCCUCUAUCUCCUCUACAACACAAUUGCAACCGUCUUUGAAGGCACCUAUGGCUGGACGCUGGGCAUCACCGGUCUGGUCUAUCUCACGCUGUUGGUCGGGUACGCAAUCGGCCUGCUGUCGUUCGCUCUCCUUUCGGACAGCACCGUGAUCCGCAUGACUGCAGCCAACGGCGGUGUUUACGAGCCCGAGAUGCGUCUCCCGGACUGUAUCUGGUUUGCCUUGAUCCUGCCCACCGCAUUUUUCUGGUACGGCUGGAGCGCGGACAAGGGCGUUCACUGGAUUGUGCCCAUUAUCGGCAUCGCGCCAUUUGGCAUAGGGAUUGUCGGGGUUCAGCUGCCCAUUCAGACGUACAUCGUUGACGCGUAUCCGGAGUAUGCUGCCAGUGGACUUGCUGGAUUCUCCGUUAUGCGGAACACCAUCGCUGCCUUUCUGCCGUUGGCCGGGCCGCAGUUGUACAAGAAUCUGGGCGUGGGCUGGGGGAACUCGGUGCUUGGGUUCAUUGCGAUUGUGCUGAUACCGCUCCCGGUCUUGAUCUAUCGGUAUGGGAAAUGGCUGAGACUUCGGUUUCCCAUUCAGCUGUGA
Molecule: messenger RNA, 1671 nt
Organism: Trichoderma citrinoviride
Lineage: Eukaryota; Fungi; Ascomycota; Sordariomycetes; Hypocreales; Hypocreaceae
Product: MFS general substrate transporter
Exons: 2
Coding region: 1-1671 (556 amino acids)
Biological process (GO): transmembrane transport
Molecular function (GO): transmembrane transporter activity
Source: RefSeq, a predicted model, not a curated record